Messenger RNA from Gambusia affinis (western mosquitofish), 2276 nucleotides. RefSeq names its product ubiquitin B (gene ubb). Lineage: Eukaryota; Metazoa; Chordata; Actinopteri; Cyprinodontiformes; Poeciliidae. Gene Ontology annotation, cellular component: cytoplasm; nucleus. Gene Ontology annotation, molecular function: protein tag activity; ubiquitin protein ligase binding. Bases 151 to 2208 code for a protein of 685 amino acids. The record is from RefSeq and is a predicted model, not a curated record. The transcript has 3 exons. Gene Ontology annotation, biological process: protein ubiquitination; modification-dependent protein catabolic process.
UAUGCGGACUAAUAUGAAUCUCUGACGCGUUCAGCUCGGUAUAAAAGACAGUGUCGCGCUUCAGACUGCAGCAUUUCUUCAACUGGAGAAGACAUCGAGAAUAGACGAUUACAGAAGUAAUUAUUACAGUUUCGAAAUCUGUGGUGCAAGAUGCAGAUCUUUGUGAAAACCCUCACCGGCAAAACCAUCACCCUGGAGGUGGAGCCCAGCGAUACCAUUGAGAAUGUUAAGGCCAAGAUCCAGGAUAAGGAGGGCAUCCCCCCUGACCAGCAGAGGUUGAUCUUUGCCGGAAAGCAGCUUGAAGAUGGCCGCACCCUGUCUGACUACAACAUCCAGAAAGAAUCCACACUCCACUUGGUCCUCCGCCUCAGGGGUGGUAUGCAGAUCUUCGUCAAGACCCUCACCGGCAAAACCAUCACCCUGGAGGUGGAACCCAGUGACACCAUUGAGAACGUCAAGGCCAAGAUCCAGGAUAAGGAGGGCAUCCCCCCUGACCAGCAGAGGCUGAUCUUUGCUGGCAAGCAGCUUGAAGAUGGCCGCACCCUGUCCGACUACAACAUCCAGAAGGAGUCCACCCUUCACCUGGUCCUCCGUCUGAGAGGUGGCAUGCAGAUCUUCGUCAAGACUCUCACUGGUAAAACCAUCACCCUGGAGGUGGAGCCCAGCGACACCAUUGAGAACGUCAAGGCCAAAAUCCAAGACAAGGAGGGCAUCCCCCCUGACCAGCAGAGGCUGAUCUUUGCCGGCAAACAGCUGGAAGAUGGCCGCACCCUGUCUGACUACAACAUCCAGAAAGAGUCCACCCUCCACCUUGUCCUCCGUCUCAGAGGUGGCAUGCAAAUCUUCGUCAAGACCCUUACUGGCAAGACAAUCACCCUCGAAGUUGAGCCCAGCGACACCAUUGAGAACGUCAAGGCCAAAAUCCAGGAUAAGGAGGGCAUCCCCCCUGACCAGCAGAGGCUGAUCUUUGCCGGAAAGCAGCUGGAGGAUGGCCGCACCCUGUCCGACUACAACAUCCAGAAAGAAUCUACCCUCCACCUUGUUCUCCGUCUCAGGGGUGGCAUGCAAAUCUUUGUCAAGACCCUCACCGGCAAGACCAUCACCCUGGAGGUGGAACCCAGUGACACCAUUGAGAAUGUCAAGGCCAAGAUCCAGGAUAAGGAGGGCAUCCCCCCUGACCAGCAGAGGCUGAUCUUUGCUGGCAAGCAGCUGGAGGAUGGCCGCACCCUGUCUGACUACAAUAUCCAGAAAGAAUCCACCCUCCACCUUGUUCUCCGUCUCAGGGGUGGCAUGCAGAUCUUCGUCAAAACACUCACUGGCAAAACCAUCACCCUGGAGGUGGAGCCCAGCGACACCAUUGAGAACGUCAAGGCCAAGAUCCAGGAUAAGGAGGGCAUCCCCCCUGACCAGCAGAGGCUGAUCUUUGCUGGCAAGCAGCUGGAGGAUGGCCGCACCCUGUCCGACUACAACAUCCAGAAAGAAUCCACCCUCCACCUUGUUCUCCGUCUGAGGGGUGGCAUGCAGAUCUUUGUCAAGACCCUCACUGGUAAAACCAUCACCCUUGAGGUGGAGCCCAGUGACACCAUUGAGAAUGUCAAGGCCAAGAUCCAGGAUAAGGAGGGCAUCCCCCCUGACCAGCAGAGGCUGAUCUUUGCCGGAAAGCAGCUGGAAGAUGGCCGCACCCUGUCUGACUACAACAUCCAGAAAGAAUCUACCCUCCACCUUGUUCUCCGUCUGAGGGGUGGUAUGCAGAUCUUCGUCAAGACCCUCACUGGCAAGACCAUCACCCUGGAGGUGGAGCCCAGCGACACCAUUGAGAACGUCAAGGCCAAGAUCCAGGAUAAGGAGGGCAUCCCCCCUGACCAGCAGAGGCUGAUCUUUGCCGGCAAACAGCUGGAGGAUGGCCGCACCCUGUCUGACUACAACAUCCAGAAGGAGUCCACCCUUCACCUGGUCCUCCGUCUCAGGGGUGGCAUGCAGAUCUUCGUCAAGACCCUCACCGGCAAGACCAUCACCCUGGAGGUGGAGCCCAGCGACACCAUUGAGAACGUCAAGGCCAAGAUCCAGGAUAAGGAGGGCAUCCCCCCUGACCAGCAGAGGCUGAUCUUUGCUGGCAAGCAGCUGGAGGAUGGCCGCACCCUGUCCGACUACAAUAUCCAGAAGGAGUCCACCCUUCACCUUGUCCUCCGUCUGAGGGGUGGCCAGUAAAUGAGUUCAAUAUUUUAUUCACUUAACAUAACAAAUGCACCUAAUAAAGUGAGAUCACAAUAAAUUGA